AUGUAAUGGUUAGAAUUAGAAUGAUAUAUUCAAAAGUAUGAACCGGGAUUUUAUGUCCUUUAACUCCAUCUGAUAAUAAGUUUUGCAUGGAAACAAACGUAUUCACAUCAAACACUAAGUAUAUAAUCUACCAAAACAUUAAAAUUACCAAUAAAGAUGCAAUAUGUGCGGAACACUAGCAAUAAGCAACUUUCUUUGCCCUUUCAUGCAAAUUUGCAAUCAAAUCAACUCCUAACCCUCCCAGAGAAAACUGCAUGUAAUUUUGAACGAAAUUCCUCGUUUACUCUAUCAACUGAAAUUGUCAAUAUAUUUUUAAAGGGAAAUGAUGCCAGGACCGAUGACGUUAGCGCCAAUGGGAUACCACCACUACAGCUAUCCACCACCGUUUCCCGUAAUGAGAAAGCAAUCGAUGGCCGAACGACAAAUUACCUGGCGGCAGUUGGGAGCAGACGCGUUGGCCACUACGCUAUCGGCGCUUUAUGGGAAACUCUUGGUCGUCAUGGGUACCGCUUUUCCAAUGGCCGAAGUUAUAUCAACUUACAUACCGCCGUCAUUUUACGAGGUGUAUUAUUUGUACCUUUACAUUGGGAGUAUGUUUUUCCUCCUCUACAUGUAUACAAUGCUUCUUAAAGAUAAACGGCAGCGGAAAAAAGAAGAGGAGGCGCAGAGAAAAGACAGCCAAAGUGACAAAGAGGAGAGUAUAUCCAACUCGGGAGAGGAGUCGGAUCGAGACUCGGGGGAAACGACACCCGAAACUACAAGUUCCCAAAUUUAUCGAUCUGCGAGGCGCGGGUCGAUCUCCUCCUCAAUACCGAAGCAGUAUCACUACGGAAGCUUCUACCUGCGAAUGGGAGCAGUCGCUUUUGGUAUUGGUAGCAUGAUCUACUCCGGGUUGGAAUUUGGGCAAUAUUUUGAACUGGAAACGAACACUAAGUGCCACAACGUAUUACUAGCAUUAACGCCUGCGCUGCGUAUGGCCUUCAUUUUUAUACAAAUGUAUUUCAUCUUCUUAAACAACGAGCAAAUGAAGAUUUACAAGCAUAAGUUGGCAGCAAGGUUUGGCCUAAUGCAUAUGAUUGGUACCAAUCUCUCCGUCUGGCUCAAUGUGCUGGUACAAGAAACGAAGCACGAAAUUCUAACGUUUUACAAUCCCGAAAACAACUCGCUACGCAUUUCUCAUCGUUUAACGUACAAGAGUAACAUUUUGAAUUUUCCCAAUACGGAUUUGGCAGAAGAAACGCACACCCAUCAUAUAGUUGCGCGCGGACUGAAGGGUCCGCAUCGGAUUUACGAAUGUCGGCGCACAAAUGUUUUGGGAACCCUAGUGCAGGACGCCUCGCCGUUUCUAUUUCCUUGCACCAUUGAGUACAGUCUAAUUUGCGCCGCAAUCCUGUACGUCAUGUGGAAAAGUAUAUGUAAACUUCCGCCCGCAAAUUCCCUCCCGGGCAAGAUGAAACCGGAGUUCGCCUUCCGGAAAAGCCCCCACCACUAUUCCGUCGACUGCGCGCGUGCGCACAAGGGACUAUUUUUGGGCAUUCUCCUUUUGGUACUAACAAUAAUCUCACUGAUCCUCUUCUUCGUUCUCAUCUCGAGAUCCGAGCUCUCCGGCUUGGCGGUUAUCGAAGUCAAUAUAUGCGAGCUAACUCUGUACGGAAUGACCACGCUGGCCACUAUCGUCGGAAUGUGGCAAAUCCGCCAGUUGAAGUUCGACGGAUCUCGAAAUAUACAGCUCGAUAAUAUACUGCUGAUAGGGGCGCAGACGGGGAUGUACAUAUACAGUAUGUUUACAAUAAUCGGAGGUCAGUUUACGAUCGAGAAGAACACAAUUUUGGUUUUGAUAACGGCGCUCGCGUCGCUCUUGCAGACGACUUUUCAGACCAUCUUCGUGCUAGACGCGUCCAGACGCUCGUGCGUCACGCCUGAUCAGAUCAAACGAAAACCCGGGCGGGAAAUUGUUACGUUUUUAUUGGUUACAAAUUUAGCGAUGUGGUUAAUUAAUACGUUAGAGAAAUCGCGUGCGGAUUCGCACCCGAUUCAGUUACAUUUCUACGGAUUAUGGGCGUGGACAAUUAUUACGCACGUAUCAAUGCCGUUGGCAAUUUUCUAUCGUUUCCAUUCGACCGUAUGCUUGUGCGAAAUUUGGAAACGAGCGUACAAAAUUAAGCCUACCUACAUGUGAAAUUUGGGAACCUCUUUGAGUUUUCAUGUUAUAGACAUUGAUAGGGUACCUUUUCAUUAAGCCCUUUGACGACUAGUUUAUUUGAUUUCAUCUAAACUUUAUCAGGAGCUUAUCCAGAAACGAAGUAGCGUGCGUAUCUCAACUUGCUUCCAACUCUACAAGCUUCCAGUUGUCUAUACAGACUUCUUGAGUUCCACUCUACUGUAUUACAUAUACCAUGUACUGAAGUAUAUCUGCAUUACAUUAUCAUUUAAAAGGCAGUUUGAAAUUGUGCGCCUAAUUGGCGACAUACAAUUAAAAUGAAUGUAGAAGAAUGUAAGACAAGCGUUGCUGAAAAAGCACCUCCUUGUGAAUAAUUUUAUCUGGUACAAUUGUCAACCGGUCUCAAAAACCAUUCAAUGUUCACAAAGCUAUAAUAAGAACAUAAUAUUUUAUUACGCUAUUGAAAACAACGUGCAAUACUUCAUUAACGUGAAAGAUGGAUGAGGUGAAUUAAUAUGGUCGGCGAAAUUGAAACGAAGGAACGGCGAUGGUCUUCCGCAAAUAAAAAUCGAAGUACAAAAGGCGUUAUGUAAAAAAAAAAGAAAACGCACACCGACUGAAUUUAUAGUAUAGUGUUAGUUAAAUGCUUUCAAAAGAAUGGAGGAGUCAAUGAAAACGCACGUGACGUUUUUAUUUUACUUGAAAUAAAUGCAAUUAGCGUAUUGUCGAGAUUUGCGGCUUCCUACAAUAAACGUGACGAGCAUCGAGUAGCGCUUUUAUAACGGCGUUUUCUUUAUCGCUCCUCCAUUAUUUUGUCACACUGUUCUGUUAUAUCUAUCUACUAGUAGUAAACAAAAAUGCUCAUGUAUGUACCUAAAAAGUGAACAUCCAAAGAAAUUUGCUCAUUUUACCUCAACGUAUAAUUAUAGGGAACAAUUUUUGUACGAAAGUUAUUUUUUUAAGUGUCUAUUUAGUAAUUUUUGAUAUCGGUGUUUUUUGUAAAAGUGUUCGGAAUAGUUAGACGUUUAAGAUAGGUGCAAAAAAACGGUAAAAACAAACAUAGUGGGCUUUAAUAAUCUUCAUCGUAGUACUAAUUUGUUAAAACACAAAUCGGUUAAUGUUAUAAUGUGCCAUAAUUUGUAAAUAAUUUUGAUUCUUUGUAAUUUAUAUAAAAAUUUAUUUCGUUGU
Molecule: messenger RNA, 3349 nt
Organism: Photinus pyralis (common eastern firefly)
Lineage: Eukaryota; Metazoa; Arthropoda; Insecta; Coleoptera; Lampyridae
Product: proton channel OtopLc-like
Exons: 5
Coding region: 323-2179 (618 amino acids)
Biological process (GO): proton transmembrane transport
Cellular component (GO): membrane
Molecular function (GO): proton channel activity
Source: RefSeq, a predicted model, not a curated record